AUGAGCUCUAAAGAAGAAGUUAAAAAGGAAUCCAAUUUCGCUAUCGAUUUCUUAAUGGGUGGUGUCUCCGCCGCCGUGGCAAAGACUGCUGCUUCCCCCAUUGAAAGAGUUAAAUUAUUGAUUCAAAAUCAAGAUGAAAUGAUUAAACAAGGUUCAUUGGAUUCGAAAUAUAAGGGUAUUAUCGAAUGUUUCCAAAGAACUGCAAAGACUGAAGGUAUCAUAGCGUUCUGGAGAGGUAAUACUGCUAAUGUUAUUAGAUAUUUUCCAACACAAGCUUUGAAUUUCGCAUUCAAGGAUAAGAUUAAGGCCAUGUUUGGGUUUAAGAAGGAAGAAGGUUAUGGGAAAUGGUUCGCUGGUAACUUGGCUUCUGGUGGUGCUGCUGGUGGUUUGUCAUUAUUAUUCGUCUAUUCUUUGGAUUAUGCAAGAACUAGAUUGGCUGCCGAUGCUAAAUCUUCCAAGAAGGGUGGUUCUAGACAAUACAAGGGGUUGAUUGAUGUUUACAAGCAAACUUUGGCUACUGAUGGUAUGGCUGGUUUAUACCGUGGGUUCUUACCAUCUGUCGUUGGUAUCAUUGUUUACAGAGGUUUAUACUUUGGUCUAUAUGAUUCUUUGAAGCCUGCCGUCUUGACUGGUUCAUUGGAAGGUUCCUUCUUAGCUUCAUUCUUGUUAGGUUGGAUUGUUACUACUGGUGCCUCCACUGCUUCAUACCCAUUGGAUACCGUUAGAAGAAGAAUGAUGAUGACUUCUGGUCAAGCCGUUAAGUACGAUGGUGCCUUUGACUGUUUCAGAAAGGUUGUUGCCGCUGAAGGUGUCUCCUCUUUGUUCAAGGGUUGUGGUGCUAACAUCUUAAGAGGUGUUGCUGGUGCAGGUGUCAUCUCCAUGUAUGAUCAAUUGCAAAUGAUCAUGUUUGGUAAGAAGUUUAAAUAG
This is a messenger RNA of Naumovozyma castellii, 927 nucleotides long. It is a transcript of the gene PET9, whose product is annotated as ADP/ATP carrier protein PET9. NCBI's taxonomy places the organism in Eukaryota, Fungi, Ascomycota, Saccharomycetes, Saccharomycetales, Saccharomycetaceae. The record is from RefSeq and is a predicted model, not a curated record. The coding region runs from base 1 to 927 and encodes 308 amino acids. The transcript has a single exon.